GAAAUGGAGACACAAAAUGCAAGUUUACCAACAGAUUUUGUUCUGCUGGGACUCCUGCACCACACCAAAGCUCACUCCUUUUUCCUUGCCAUCAUUUUGCUUGCCUUGGUUACUGCUGUGUCUGGGAAUACUCUCCUCCUCCUUCUAAUCCAGGUGGAUUCCUCCCUUAACACCCCCAUGUACUUCUUCUAAGGUCAAUUAGCCUUCAUGGACAUCUGUCAGAGCCUGAUUGUAGUCCCCAAAAUGUCAGCAGACUUUCUGACCCCAGGAAACUCAAUUUCUCCAGUGGGUUGUGGGAUUCAGAUUUUCCUCUCGCUGACAAUGGGUGGAGCAGAGUGCCUCCUCCUGGCAGUCAUGGCUUACGACAGGUACGUAGCUAUUUGCCACCCCUUGCAAUACCCUAUCCUCCUGAGCAGGAGAGUCUAUCUGUGCUUGGCAGCUGGGGCCUGGACUGGGGCAGCAGCAGACGCCUUGAUCCAUUCAGUUUAUACCACACAUCUGCCCUACUGUGCUUCAAAAUCUAUUGACCAAUUCUUUUGUGAAGUCCAAUCCCUGCUGAAACUGUCCUGCUCUGACACCUCCCGAUAUGAGACUCUGGUAUUUGUGAGUGGCAUCCUCCUGCUCCUCAUCCCUUCUUCCAUCAUACUAGCAUCCUAUACUCACAUCCUCUCUACCGUCCUGAGGAUGAAGUCAACCAAAGGACAGCAGAAAGCUCUGGCCACCUGCUCCUCACACCUGACUGUGGUGGGCAUGUUUUAUGGUGCUGCCAUCUUCACAUACAUGAGGCCUAAUGCCCCUCGCUCACCAAAACAAGACAAGGUGGCCCCUGUGUUUUACACCAUCGUCACCCCAGUUCUGAAUCCACUCAUCUACAGCCUCAGGAACGGGGAUGUCUUGAGAGCCCUGAGAAAGCUGGUUGGGAAAUACAGAGUCCUCCAGCAAAACUGA
Messenger RNA from Alligator sinensis (Chinese alligator), 948 nucleotides. Its product is annotated as olfactory receptor 2AG2-like. The transcript has a single exon. The record is from RefSeq and is a predicted model, not a curated record. NCBI's taxonomy places the organism in Eukaryota, Metazoa, Chordata, Crocodylia, Alligatoridae. Gene Ontology annotation, cellular component: membrane. Gene Ontology annotation, biological process: G protein-coupled receptor signaling pathway. Gene Ontology annotation, molecular function: olfactory receptor activity; G protein-coupled receptor activity.